AUGUUCGCCAUUUUUUCUAUAGGAGAACGUGUGGUAGCUGACAUAGUGGCUGAGAAGGUUCGAGUUUUUUGUUGGAUCCUCACGGGAAAGCAAAACCACGACAAGAGAGCGAAACAUGUGAAAGCUACGUGGGCCAAACGUUGCAACAAGUAUGUAUUCAUGUCAUCUGAAAGCGAUCCUAACCUUCCCGCAAUCAAUCUGAAUAUUUCUGAGGGACGAGAUCAUCUCUGGGCAAAGACGAAAGCGGCCUUCAAAUAUUUACACGACCACUAUUUGAACGAAUACGAUUGGUUCCUUAAAGCUGAUGAUGAUACAUACGUAGUAUUGGAAAAUUUAAGAUAUAUGCUUCUUGCUCAUUCGCCUGAUCAACCAGUUCAUUUCGGCUGUAAAUUCAAACCUUUUACGAAAAAAGGCUAUCAUAGUGGCGGCGCAGGCUACGUUCUGAGUCGAGAAGCUUUGAAAAAGUUUGUCAAUGAUGGUUUGACCGAUCCGAAGAAAUGCUCUCCGAAUCAUGGUGGAGCGGAAGACGCUGAAAUGGGGAAAUGCCUUGAAAAAAUUGGUGUCGUGGCGGGUGAUUCACGAGACGGGGAAAAGCAUCAUAGAUUCAUGCCAUUCGUGCCAGAACAUCACAUCGUACCCGGUCACGUUGACAAAUCUUUCUGGUUCUGGUCGUACAUAUACUAUCCGAUGGAUCAAGGUCCUGACUGUUGUUCUGACUACGCCAUUUCAUUCCACUACGUCAACUCAAAUCUAAUGUAUGCGCUCGAAUAUUUGAUCUAUCAUCUCAAGCCAUUCGGAGUUGAUCGUUCGCUAAGGUUUGUAUCUUUAGUUCACUUUCGGUGUUUACUUAGUGGCUUCUGA
This is a messenger RNA of Haemonchus placei, 861 nucleotides long. The record is from the annotation of a GenBank genome assembly. Lineage: Eukaryota; Metazoa; Nematoda; Chromadorea; Rhabditida; Trichostrongylidae.